Ctenopharyngodon idella (grass carp) is the source of this 4719-nucleotide messenger RNA. It is a transcript of the gene secisbp2l, whose product is annotated as SECIS binding protein 2-like. Lineage: Eukaryota; Metazoa; Chordata; Actinopteri; Cypriniformes; Xenocyprididae. Gene Ontology annotation, biological process: selenocysteine incorporation. The record is from RefSeq and is a predicted model, not a curated record. Gene Ontology annotation, cellular component: ribonucleoprotein complex. Gene Ontology annotation, molecular function: ribonucleoprotein complex binding; selenocysteine insertion sequence binding; mRNA 3'-UTR binding.
AUGACCCUCCGCGGCUCCCGUCCCAGAUGAGUGUCAGUCAGUCAAUCAGUCAGUGACGGACAUCAGAACUGGAGCAGCACCGGAUCAUGCGCGCGCUCACGGUCUCCUGACAGCUGCACGCGGCUCGGUUCCGGUGUCAGCGUGCGAGAUGGACGCUGGCGAGAGGAAGGAUGUGAAGCUCUCUGCUGAAGUGGAACCGUUUAUCCCUCAGAAGAAAGGUGUUGAUGCUUCAUUAUUACCCAUGAGUCUGUGCGGUGAGGGUGGAGCUGAGCCCACACAAAUCCCCUCCUAUCUGAUCACCUGCUACCCCUUCGUACAGGAGAAUCAAAGCAACAGUCGGCAGCUGCCCAUGUACAGCGGAGAUCAGCGCUGGCAGCAGCUCAACCCGAGCCCCGGCGGGCCGUACCUGGCGUACCCCAUCCUGUCGUCCCCUCAGCCGCCCGUCACCAGCGAUUAUGCCGCGUACUAUCACGCCAUCAUGCCCACGCCCUGCCCUCCUGUCAUGGGCUUCUACCAGCCCUUCCCGGGGCCGUACGCGGGGCCCCUGCAGGCCGGCGUGUUGAACCCCGUAUCCGACUGCAGCGAGAGGCCGCCACCGCAGGGCCAGACGCAGAGAGGAAGAGGCGUCUCACGAACCCCCGUACUGCACAAGCAGCCGAUGGCUCAGCCAAUGAGAGCCAAGCGUCCUGUGAUGCGGAGCGUGGCGGUACAGAAGGAGGUGUGUGCGGCCGGGCCUGAUGGGAGGUCCAAGACAGUGCUGCUGGUGGAUGCAGCACAGCAGACAGAUUUCCCCGGCGAGGCGUCCGGAGGGGUGGUCAGAUGCGCGUCGGAUCAGGCGAGUCCUCAGCUGUGGAAGAAUAAAGCUCGACGCAGGCGCACGUCGCAGCAGGAGUCGUCCAGUGAGCAGGGAGCCAGCGAGGCCGACAUCGACAGCGACAGCGGCUACUGCAGCCCCAAACACAACCAGGGAGCCGCCAACACCUCCACCAAUCAACACACGGCCGCGGCGGCUGUGGACGCUGGCGUCAUGACAGCGGUCAGCUGGGGGAAUGUUUCCUCACAGGCCGUCCAGAAGCCGUGGACAGACAGGAACACACCGUACCACAGAGGCAGCAGAACACCCGAGCAGAGAAGCUACACACAGGACUUCCAGAUGAAUUUUGGAGGUCGUACAGGAGGACAGAGGAGAUCGACCCCUCCAGAGACCCCCAACACACACCUCACACCCGAGCCACUGUACUUUCAGGAUGAGGAUGAGUUUCCUGAUCUUGCCACAGGUGGCGCUGCUCAGCGGAAUAAACCGGAUCCAGUUCAACCCAAACUGCCCAAGAACCUGCUGGAUAACCUCCCAGAGAAUUCCCCCAUAAGCAUCGUGCAGACGCCCAUCCCUAUCACCAGCUCCGUGCCCAAGAGAGCCAAGAGUCAGAGGAAGAAAGCGCUGGCCGCCGCUCUGGCCACAGCGCAGGAGUACUCCGAGAUCAGCAUGGAGCAGAAGAAACUACAGGAGGCUCUGACUAAAGCAGCAGGUAAGAAGAGCAGGACGCCGGUGCAGUUGGAUCUGGGCGACAUGCUGGCGGCGCUGGAGAAACAGCAACAGGCCAUGAGAGCACGACAACUCAACAACACCAAACCACUGUCAUACACAGUCGGGACAGUGGGCGCUCUGCACGGUAAAGAUGGCGGCAGUCGAGUGACGGGACUCAAAAACACGUACACCCCCCCACACAACAUCCUGGACUCCAGCGCGCCGCGCAUCAAGAGAGGCAAAGAGAGAGAGAUUCCCAAAGUCAAGAGACCACCUGCCAUGAAGAAGAUUAUUCUGCAGGAGCGCGAGGUGAAGAAGGGCAAGAGUUCUGCUGAUCUCGGCGUGUCUGAAACCGACGAGCAGAGAGACGCUCUGAGCUUCACCGACCCGCUCACACAGGAGCAGGACGAAAACGGUCUGAGCAUGCCCAGUGAUGCGUCCCUGUCUCCAGCGAGUCAGAACUCUCCAUACAGCAUCACGCCCGUGUCACAGGGUUCACCCGCCAGCUCGGGCAUCGGGAGCCCCAUGGCGACGUCUGCCAUCACCAAGAUCCACAGCCGCAGGUUCAGAGAGUACUGUAAUCAGGUGUUGAGUAAGGACAUCGACGAGAGCGUGACGCUGCUCCUGCAGGAGUUGGUUCGCUUUCAGGAGCGCAUUUAUCAGAAAGAGCCCAGCAAAGCCAAAGCCAAGCGGCGGCUGGUCAUGGGACUGCGAGAGGUCACCAAACACAUGAAACUGCACAAGAUCAAAUGUGUCAUCAUCUCACCCAACUGUGAGAAGAUCCAGGCCAAAGGUGGUCUGGAUGAAGCCCUUUAUAACGUCAUCGCUAUGGCGAGGGAGCAGGAGAUCCCGUUCGUGUUCGCUCUGGGCCGUAAGGCUCUGGGCCGCUGCGUGAAUAAACUCGUGCCUGUGAGCGUCGUGGGAAUAUUUAAUUACUCUGGAGCAGAGGGUCUGUUCAAUAAGCUGGUGUCUCUGACGGAGGAGGCGCGGAGGGCGUAUAAGGAUAUGGUCAGCGCUCUGGAGCAGGAGCAGGCCGAGGAGGCGCUGAAGAACGUCAAGAAGGUCACGCACCACAUGGGCCACUCCAGAAACCCGUCUGCCGCCAGCGCCAUCUCCUUCUGCAGCGUCAUCUCUGAGCCCAUCUCAGAGGUCAACGAGAAGGAAUACGAAACCAACUGGAGGACGAUGGUGGAGAACGCAGACGCCCCGGAGCCGCUGGAGUCUGAGCCCAUCAGCAGAGGGAACAACAAAGAGCAGUGUGAGGUCGCGUCACCGCCUCCACAGCCAGUGCCCAGCCCGAGCCCCGCAGCCGCCCGAGCACCGGAUGAGUCCCGCACGGAUGACCGGCUGGAGUGGGCGUCACAGCAGAGCACCGAGACGGGCUCCCUGGACGGCAGCUGCCGCGACCGACUCAACUCCUCCAUCACCAGCACCACCAGCACACUGGUGCCCGGCAUGCUGGAGGAGGAGGACGAGGAGGAGGAAGAGGAGGAGGACUACGCACCCGAGCCCAUCGUGCCGCUCAGCAGCCGCAUUGAGUCCUGGGUCUCCAAGACGCUGGAGAACCUGCAGCUGCGGCGACAGAGCAGCACGGAGGACGAGGAAGACGAGGAGGUGCGGAUAAGUGACGAGGAAGAGCUCGACUCCUCUGACCUCGCCGAACCGGCGGCCGACGAUAAAGACGUGCCGGAGCCAGUCGUGCGCACGGGCUGACGGCCAUUUCACACUCACAAACACUGACUCAGGAAACUAUAACGGACAGAUCACCCGCUCACACACUCUCUGUGAACGAUUCACCGACUGUUUAAACGCCGUCAUCAUCGGCUCACCCUCAAACCCGCGCGACUUUUCAUCUUCAGAUGAUGCUCUUCAUCAUUAUGAACAAUGACUGAUGCCGUUGAGCUCCAAAAAUAAAGCAUCAUAACAGUCGUCCAUGUGUCACAUAUCACCUUUGUUCAUCUCAAAACACACCAUUGGUUGUGCUGUGACUUGACGUCUUAAAGGAAUAGUUCGUUCUGUCAUCAUUUAUUCAUUCUUGUGUUGUUUGUUUCUUCCGCGAAGCACAAAAGCCGAUAUGUCUGAACAUUUCAGAUGUCAUUUGAGUAAUUUCUUAAAAGAUCUUCUAUGUUCCACUGAAGCAAGAAAGAACCAUAUGAAAGCAUGUAAAUGAUGACAGAAUGACCAUUUUUGGCUGAACGAUUCUAUUAAACGUAGAGCUGAAUCACUGAAUCACUCGAUUCAUAUGAACCACUGUCAUGAUGCUUCCACUGAAGAAAUAGUCAUGCUUGUUUAAAGCGACAUGAGGGCGAGUAAAUGAUCGAAGGUUUGGGUGAACUCUUUCUUAAAAUUAAUGAAGGAAACGAACGUUUGUUCAUUCCAACACACAUACACGUCUGAUUUUCUGAUCUAAGCGUGCGUUUAGUCUAACCAAAGCAUUAACGAACGCUGCAGAAGAGAAACUCAAUGCAUAACUAAUGACGUGGACAAAUUAACGAAUCCUGGUGUAAAUAACAUGUUUAAAUGUUUCUAAUAUUCUGUCGUCUUCAGUUCUAUUUAUCGCGCUUGAAUUGAAACAGAUCGGGGGUGUUUUAUUUCAUGUGUUGAAUGGUUUCUCCUAGUACUGAUGGGAUCGUUUCCUGCGGUCGUGUCGGUAAAUUGCUGUACCUUAUUCUGGUGCUUCAGAUGGGCAGAAGCUCCUCUCCGUGUGUGUUUGUCUUUCUAACCAUGUUUACUUCGGUCUUUCUCCUCCAUCUUUAGUCUUGGAUGCGGCUCAGCCACGUUCAACUCCACAUGAAGGAUUUCUGACGUUAUAAUGAUGUACAUUAACGAUCUCUUGGUAAAUGUCUCAGCGGGUGUAUUCGUGACUAACGUGAGGGCGAAUGGAGAGUCCGAUCCGUCGUGAUGUAACCGUGUAAAUGUUCUGGAUCAUCACGAUUGAUCUCAGUGCAAUAAGCUUCCUGUAGCAGCGUUCGGAUCCGUGUCUCUCUCUCUCUCUUUCUCCUUCUCUCUCUGUGUUUGGAGUGAUUCUCAUCGGCGUGUCUUUUGCACUAUGUACAUAAACGUGAACAUGCUUUGGUAACUAAUGUGAAACUAUCACGCAUCUCUGCCGUUCUGAUGGUGAAGUCACAGCGUCUGUACAUGCAGUAACUGUUCUGACUGAUCGUUAAUACAAUUAAACUGUUUUCAGUAAACUA